This is a messenger RNA of Juglans regia (Persian walnut), 432 nucleotides long. Its product is annotated as ubiquitin-40S ribosomal protein S27a-like. Gene Ontology annotation, cellular component: cytoplasm; nucleus. Lineage: Eukaryota; Viridiplantae; Streptophyta; Magnoliopsida; Fagales; Juglandaceae. Bases 1 to 432 code for a protein of 143 amino acids. Gene Ontology annotation, biological process: protein ubiquitination; modification-dependent protein catabolic process. Gene Ontology annotation, molecular function: ubiquitin protein ligase binding; protein tag activity. The record is from RefSeq and is a predicted model, not a curated record. The transcript has a single exon.
AUGACUUCCACCUCUACCCACACCUCACUCUUGGUAGAAUCAAGACAAGGCUAUGGGCAUGAUUCUCGACAAAGGUUAGAAGAGAACAAUACCAUCGAUACCAUCACUACCAUCGACCAAGUGAAGGCUAAGGUCCAAGACAACAAGGGCAUCUUGCUCGACCAGAAGAGUCUCAUCUUCAACGGAAGGCAACUCGAAGAUGGUCGUUCCCUAGCCGUGGUGCAGCAGUACACGGAGGAAGCUCCUUCUCAUUCUUUACUCAAGGCUGAUUCAGAACUCGCUCUCACUCUCGGUGCUCAACUGAAGCUCAACGGCGAUGGCUCCACCUUUCUUGUUUUCACCUAUGUGAACCCAGCCAUGGCAAAGGGUGAGAGUCCAACAAAUGGUAUCGACUUGGGGAUGACAUACUCAUGUGUUUGUUUGGCAACAUGA